Molecule: messenger RNA, 2237 nt
Organism: Rattus rattus (black rat)
Lineage: Eukaryota; Metazoa; Chordata; Mammalia; Rodentia; Muridae
Gene: Hinfp
Product: histone H4 transcription factor
Biological process (GO): regulation of transcription by RNA polymerase II; anatomical structure development
Molecular function (GO): RNA polymerase II cis-regulatory region sequence-specific DNA binding; DNA-binding transcription factor activity, RNA polymerase II-specific
Source: RefSeq, a predicted model, not a curated record
UCAGGGUAUAUGGUGUGAGGUGGGUGGGGCGCUGGGCAGCCCAGCGGCGCUGGCAGGAAACCAGACAGACUCUUGAGAAAGUGCUGGUCCAUCUCUACUGAAAAAAGCCAUGAGAUACUGAAAAGUACCUGCUGGCUCUCAGUGGGCUGCUCGCCUGCACUGGAGCACAGUCUUACAGCUCUGCAUUUCUUCCUCUUCUUCUGAGCCAAAGGCCAUGUCGCCUCCUGGAAAAGUUCCCCGGAAGGAAAACCUGGGGCUCCAGUGCGAGUGGGGGUCCUGCUCCUUUGUGUGCUCAGCCAUGGAGGAGUUCUUCGACCAUGUCACUCAGCACCUGCAGCAGCACAUACAGGGUUCUAAGGAGGAGGAAGAAGAGGAUCCGCUAGAGGAAGAAUUCUCCUGCUUGUGGCAGGAGUGUGGCUUUUGCUCUCUGGACAGUUCUGCCGACCUCAUCCGCCAUGUCUACUUCCACUGCUACCACACCAAGCUGAAACAGUGGGGGCUGCAAGCCUUACAAAGCCAGGCUGACCUCAGCCCCUGCAUCCUGGACUUCCAGAGCCGGAACGUCAUCCCUGACACCCCUGACCAUUUCCUGUGCCUGUGGGAGCAUUGCGAGAGUGUCUUCGACAAUCCUGAGUGGUUCUAUCGGCACGUGGAUGCGCACAGCCUGUGCUGUGAAUACCAAGCUGUCAGCAAGGACAACCAUGUGGUGCUGUGUGGCUGGAAAGGCUGUACCUGUACCUUCAAGGACCGGUGUAAGCUUCGAGAACACCUCCGCAGCCACACCCAGGAGAAGGUGGUGGCCUGUCCCACUUGUGGGGGCAUGUUUGCCAACAACACCAAGUUCCUAGAUCACAUCCGUCGGCAGACCUCAUUGGAUCAGCAGCGUUUCCAGUGCUCCCACUGUUCCAAGAGAUUUGCCACAGAGAGGCUCUUGCGUGAUCACAUGCGGAACCAUGUGAAUCACUAUAAAUGCCCUUUGUGUGACAUGACCUGCCCACUGCCUUCUUCCCUCCGGAAUCACAUGCGCUUUCGACACAGUGAAGACCGGCCCUUUAAAUGUGACUGUUGUGACUACAGCUGUAAGAAUCUGAUUGACCUCCGGAAGCACCUGGACACCCACAGCAAGGAGUCAGCCUACAGGUGUGACUUUGAGAACUGCAGUUUCAGUGCCCGAUCGCUCAGCUCCGUCAAGUCCCAUCACCGCAAAGUGCAUGAAGGAGACUCAGAGCCAAGGUACAAAUGUCAUGUCUGUGACAAAUGCUUCACUCGUGGCAACAACCUCACUGUGCACCUUCGCAAGAAGCACCAGUUCAAGUGGCCCUCAGGACACCCUCGUUUUCGGUACAAGGAGCAUGAGGAUGGCUACAUGCGGCUACAGCUAGUUCGGUAUGAGAGUGUGGAGCUGACACAGCAGUUGCUGCAGCAGCUACAAGAAGGAUCAGAUCCAGGAUUGGCACUGAAUGAGAGCAGCCUACAGGGCAUUGUUCUAGAAACAGUGCUAGGGGGGCCAGGACCUGAGGAAGAGACAGAAGAAGAAGGUAGGGUUGUUGAGGGGACAGCCCUCUCAGCUUCUCAGGACAACCCCAGUUCUGCCCUCCAUAUGGUCAGUCAGACAGAUGCCCAAGGCCAGCGAGACCUUGUCUACUAUGUGCUGUCCGAAGCCCCAGGAGAGCCCCCGCCAGUCUCUGAAACCCUCAAGAGAGAUGGAAAAGCUUCAAGGGAUACCCAAGGAGCCAGACGUCCAGAUGGGCUGAGGCUGCAGAGCCUGACCAGUCCUACUCCAGAUCUUGGAGUUUGAACCAGGCAGGAAGCAGUGCCCAGUGGGCAGCCUUUGUUCUUGGAUGCCUUUAGAAGUGGUGCUGAGAACAGUGUGUUUCCCCUCUGACUCAGGAGACAUCAUUCUGUAGACUCUGGGGAGUUUGGAUUCACUGAGGAAAUCCUACAUGUAUGUUCUCAGGAGCUGUUACCAGGUUUAAGCAUACUCCCUUGGCAUGCUAGACAGUGAGUAAAUAUUUAGUCCACAUCCAUUCCAAUCUCCCAUCGACCCAGGGAUGAGGGACUGUUCCUUAUGAGGGCCGUUUCCUCACUGUAAGUUAAGCAUUGAGAACCAGGUGCCAUUUCUCUCAAGGUUUCCCUUUACAUUCCAGGGACACUUGUUAUCUUCAGGGACAGGAUUGGGAUACUGUGUGUGUGUGACAGUUAUUUUUUUGGUAAUAAAAGAAACACUUGGGGUGUUA